CAUCGGGGCGAAAUCGGCAUCGAAGAAGAAGAAGUAGAGAGAGAUCGAGAGAGAGAGAGAGGGAGAGUAAAAGAGAGAGAGAGGAAGAAGAAGACGAAGGAUCCGCCAUGGGAGUUCCAGCGUUCUACCGAUGGCUCGCGGAUCGGUACCCGCUCUCGAUCUCGGACGUGGUCGAGGAGGAGCCCGUGGAGAUCGACACUGGGGUCUUCGUCCCCGUCGAUCUGAGGAGGCCGAACCCUAACGGGCUCGAAUUCGACAACCUCUACCUCGACAUGAACGGGAUCAUCCACCCAUGUUUCCACCCCGAGGGCAGGCCUGCACCUGCCACUUAUGAGGAUGUUUUUAAGUCUAUCUUUGGUUACAUUGAUCAUCUCUUUGGGCUGGUUCGGCCAAGAAAGUUGUUGUUUAUGGCAAUAGAUGGUGUUGCUCCUAGGGCUAAGAUGAAUCAACAACGCUCUCGACGUUUUAGAGCUGCUAAAGAUGCAGCUGAGGCAGCUGCUGAAGAGGAGAGAUUGAGAAAGGAGUUUGAAGUUGAAGGAAGGAAUUUGUCUCCAAAGGAGAGACUGGAAACAUCCGAUUCAAAUGUCAUAACCCCCGGGACUCAAUUUAUGUCUGCUCUCUCAGUCGCACUCCAAUACUACAUACAUUUGAGACUGAAUCAUACUCCCGGAUGGCAAUCUCUUAAGGUAAUACUGUCUGACGCAAAUGUUCCUGGGGAAGGUGAGCACAAAAUCAUGGCAUACAUACGAUUACAACGUAAUCUUCCUGGUUUCGAUCCAAACACACGUCAUUGUCUGUACGGUUUGGAUGCAGAUCUUAUUAUGCUCUCUUUGGCUACCCAUGAGGUUCACUUCUCCAUUUUACGAGAGGUGAUCUCCAUGCCAGGGCAACAAGAGAAGUGCUUUCUUUGUGGUAAAAUUGGGCAUUUUGCUGCUGAGUGUAGAGAAAAGUCUGGCAGUCACACCACUGGGGAGGGUGAGAAGGCUCUGGAUGACACUCCAAUUUACAAAAAGAAAUAUCAGUUCAUAAAUAUCUGGGUGUUGCGAGAGUACUUGGAGAACGAUUUGCAAAUCAUCGAUCCUCCAUUCAAGAUAAAAUUUGAACGGCUUGUGGAUGAUUUUGUAUUUUUGUGCUUCUUUGUUGGAAAUGACUUUCUCCCACACAUGCCAACUUUAGAGAUUCGCGAGGGUGCAAUACAGCUGCUUAUGUUUGUAUAUAGAAGGGAAUUUGCAUCAAUGGGUGGAUACCUCACUGAUGCGGGUGAGGUUUCAUUAGAUAGAGUAGAGCAUUUCAUUCAGUCAGUUGCAGUCUAUGAAGACCAAAUUUUUCAGAAGCGUGCACGUAUUCAACAGGCAAUGGAAAAUAAUGAAGAACUGAAGCUUAAAACGCAGAGAGAGAAUUCUGAGAAUACACCAUGUAUAGAUAAGGUAAAAUUGGGGGAGCCCGGGUACAAGGAAAGGUACUAUGCUGAGAAGUUUGGUGAAGAAGAGUCAAAAUUGAUUGAUGAUAUUCGGAGAGAUGUCGUUCAGAAAUAUGUGGAAGGCCUUUGCUGGGUCAUGCGGUAUUACUAUCAAGGUGUUUGUUCAUGGCAGUGGUUCUACCCAUAUCAUUAUGCCCCUUUUGCAUCUGACCUGAAAGGUCUGGUAGAUUUGGAGAUCACGUUUUUCUUGGGUCAGCCAUUUAAGCCCUUCGAUCAACUGAUGGGAACUCUACCAGCUGCAAGCUCAGAUGCACUUCCAAAGCAUUACAGGGCCUUAAUGAUUGAUCCAGAAUCCCCAUUAAAUUCUUUCUAUCCUAAAGAUUUUGAGAUAGACAUGAAUGGAAAACGCUUUGCAUGGCAGGGUGUUGCGAAACUGCCAUUUAUCGAUGAGAGACGCCUGCUUGCUGAAACGAAGAAGCUUGAAGACACUUUAACAGAAGAAGAGAAGUCUCGGAACAGAAUAAUGUUUGACAUACUGUAUGUGCGUGAAACUCAUCCAUUGGCUCCACAAGUGGUUUUCCUAUAUCAAAUGUGUUCGCAGUUACCUAAUGCGGAGCCAUCUUAUUAUAUCCCAAUUGACCCCCAUGCUAGUGGUGGUAUGAAUGGAUUCCUUUGUUUAUCUCAGAGGAAUCAGUACAAUUUGCUAGUAAAUUCUCCCAUUAAAGGGUUCAGUGGUGUUGCAAAUAACAAAGUUUGGAAUGCUACAUAUCUUAACCCUCAGUACCACAAACACAUCCCAGAACCUCCUGAAGGGGUCAUCAUUCCUCCAAAGGUAUUGAAACCUCAUGACUUCAAACCUUUCCCUGCGUUAUGGCACGAAGACACUGGUAAUCGGCGACAACAAGCGAGAGAAAGGCCUCAGGUUUCUGGAGCUCUCUCAGGUUCCCUCCUAGGAGAGGCAGCACAUCGGCUUGUUAAAAACUCUCUGCAGAUUAAAUCCUCCAAUACCGCCGGACUUCUUGACAUGCCAUUCAGGAAUCUCCCGCAUGCUAACAACGGCAAACGGCGGCCUGCGGGACCAUGGGGCUAUGAAAGCGGUUUUGUGGAGGACGCAAACCCUAGAUAUUACUCGAGAGGCUUCUCAAAUCAUCGUCCACCUCCGUUCUUUUAUGAUGCCCACGUCAGUAAACAGAAUAUCAAGCUACAUGAACGACCAAACCCUCAAGAUCGAGAUGUUUGCAUUAAAUUGGGAAUGUCGAAGCUGACAAUGGAAGAAGGGGGCCGAUCCCAACCGCAUCAAAGGAUACCAAACUAUAGCUACUCGCCAAAUCAGCAACCGCCGUUUCAGAACUCCCGGCUUCAACCACAGCAGCUGAUCCAGAUCGCCGGGCUUCCACCACCGUUGCCUCCUUUGAACUGGAUCGAUAGGCAAAACAGCGGGAGUUUCGGGGGUGGAUUCGCAAAACAAGAGCUUACGGACCUCAACGAUGGACAAGGUGCGAGGGGUCAUUCGAGUGGACAUGGCAGGCAAGAGCCGGCGAGAGGCUUUGAAAGGACGCAGCAGGCCGCCUCCAAGGUAUACAGAAUCAAGUCGCGUGCUCCACAGGACCUAUCGGACUCCGGUGCUCACAAGUAAGUCAUAGCGCCUUCCACUAUGGUUUCUCCCUUAAUGUUAAAAAACAAAACAAAAUGGAUAGAAGCCCCUGCUUUUUAUGCAUAUGUGACAUAUUUGGUGACGGGGAUGAGAGAUCAUUUACUUAUUUAUAGAAGCAAAAACUGCUGUGGGAAAGCGUUCUGCUGUUGGGGGGGUUGUUUCUUGUUAGAUUGUAUAUCAGCACCAAUCGAAUGAGAUGAAUUAACAAGAUCAUUGUUGUGCAAGCAAAUCUGAAA
This is a messenger RNA of Ananas comosus (pineapple), 3310 nucleotides long. Its product is annotated as 5'-3' exoribonuclease 4. Gene Ontology annotation, biological process: nuclear-transcribed mRNA catabolic process. Gene Ontology annotation, molecular function: 5'-3' RNA exonuclease activity; RNA binding; zinc ion binding. NCBI's taxonomy places the organism in Eukaryota, Viridiplantae, Streptophyta, Magnoliopsida, Poales, Bromeliaceae. The transcript is spliced from 22 exons. Gene Ontology annotation, cellular component: nucleus. Bases 108 to 3056 code for a protein of 982 amino acids. The record is from RefSeq and is a predicted model, not a curated record.